Molecule: messenger RNA, 1278 nt
Organism: Physella acuta
Lineage: Eukaryota; Metazoa; Mollusca; Gastropoda; Physidae
Product: universal stress protein YxiE
Source: RefSeq, a predicted model, not a curated record
AGUGUGGUGGAGUGGAUGUUUUCUCCGUGUGUUGGCGCGGUGGAUGUGAAACUCUAAGUGCUAUUCUCUCGUCCUUCUGUGGGACUGUGGUCCUAGGGAUAACAGUUUCACGUUUGCUAGAAUAUUCCACCGUGUGUGCCGUGGUUUUAUCACUUGUGGAAACAAACAGCUCACUAACACUUAGGACCAAGGAUGGUGCAACUCUAGAGCAGCAGACGGAGCCGUGUUACUGCCCCUAAUGGGGGAGAUUGUUAUCUCAUCCUAGUCGUGUUCUGGAGGGUUCCAAACAAUGGGGGAUAACUCAGUGCGUCACUCGCGGCCUCACGGCUGCCUACGUCAUCAGCAGACCUGCAGUCCACACAAGCUGACGUCACCACGACGGACAAUCAUGAUUGCCAUGGACGGAAGUGGACACUCGUUUUACGCCUUCGAUUGGUACAUGAACCAGAUGCACACGCCGGACACUGACGUCAUCGUGGCUCACAGCAGCUGCCAGCACAGCAAACCGUUGUCUCACGUGCAGAGCUUGAUGCCAGCUGUGACUCCUGACUCUUCGGCCAUGACUCGCAUCGUCCAGCGAGAAGAAGAGGAGGUGAACGUCAUAGUGGCUCAGAUCAAAGGGAAGCUGACGCAGGCUGGGGUCAGGGGCAAGCUGCUGCGGCUGACGGGGGAGCCGGGCCCCGCCAUCGUCCAGGCCGCCCUGGAGCACAAGGUCCAGUGUAUCGUGACCGGUUCCAGAGGUCUCGGCACCGUUCGCAGAACUCUUGUCGGCUCGGUCUCUGACUACAUCCUGCACCACUCGCAUUGUCCGGUCCUCGUCUGUAGACACAAGGACACGUGAUCACAGGACACAAGGUCACGUGAUCAUGAGACACAAGGUCACAUGACACAAGGUCACGUGAUCACAGGACACAAGAUCACGUGAUCACAGGACAUAAAGUCACGUGAUCACGAGACACAAGGUCACGUGACCAUAGGACACAGGGUCACGUGAUCACAGGACACUGGGACAUAAUCACAGAUGACACUAUACACCUUGACACCGCACACACAAUGCUAGACACCGGGAAGAUGGCCACGCCCACCAGAUAACACGCAUGCGCAACACACCGGUCUAAAACUUGGAGAUGUCAUUCAAUGUACGGCUGAUGUUUGUGUGAAAAACUUUUGAUUACAAGAAUGUGAUUUUUUUCUGUGAUAAAAGGACGGUAACUAAGGGAUGUGUGCUGUCAACUUUUCUCAUUUGUUUAGGGAUAUAAAUCUGUUUGGCUGAGUUUA